GUCGGAACUGCAGAACGAAAAGCGCGAGUUACGUAAAGUUGAAAAUAAAAAAAAAAAAAAAAAAAAAAAGAAAGAAAGAAAAAAAAAAUAAAAAUUACGAGACAUUUGAAAAGCCCGCUAAAGGAAGAAGAUAAAGUAUAGUGAGAGUGAAAUAGAAAGAGAGAAGAGAGAGAGGAGAGGAGAGAAGAGAGAAAGAGAGAGGGAGAGAGAGAAAGAUAGGAGAGCAAAAACCACCGGCUACCACCUUGUACGUCAACAUCAAAAUGAGGAGAACAUCGUACGAUAAAUCCAAUAACGCCAAGCGCAACGUUCUAACGACCAAUACAUCCUACGGGAAAACGUUUGGCAACUUGAAGAAUGUGAAUCAGAAGUAUAGUAGUUUUCAGAGUUACGAGAGUUUGCAAGAAAAGAAUUAUUUACAAAGGAGUAUUUCUGCGGACAAUGUGAUACGAUCACGUGGUUACAAACCUUCAGACAGGCACGACCCCGUCAAAAGAAGCUUUCUUGAGAAUCUUACUUCGAAAAUACUCCAUUUCGAUAUGGAGAGCGGCGAAAGAACUCCAAUCAAUCUUCAAAAACUGCUUACACCGGCCUCAGAUUCGCAUGAACCACUGCAAGCAAAAAAUAAAAAAAUGUUUGCCUCUUCAUAUUUUUACGCACCCACACAUCCUACUGUGGAGGAUCAAGUCGAGUUGGCACGUCGUAUUUCUUUAUCUCUGAGUGAUGUUAAGAAUAUGAAGAGCAAAGGGCAAUCGAUGUAUGUAAAUCGAAAGAAACGAUCUGUCAAAUGGAUCCAUGAUGGUAAUGGUACUGAAGGCGAAGAGGAACCAUCUUCUCCUAUGCAUAAGGAUAAAGUACCUCUGAAGUGUGUAAUGAAUCCACAUGGGAAAGUUUUGGAUAUUCAUGGGAUUCAGGCUCUGGGUGAAGAAGUCAAUAUCGAGCCUAUGCCCUCGCAUCCUGAAAAACUCUUCGAUAUUGUUCGUGAUCUUAAUAAUCAAAGAGGACGUGGUGCUGAAAUAUUUGCAAAGCGUCGAAAAAGAUCCGAGAAAUGGAUCGUUGAUCAGGAUCAAGCUCAAAUACCGAGUACACCUGGUAUACCAAAGACACCUGGUUAUUCCUAUCAAUCGGAAAUGAACGGUAACAACAAGUUUUCAACGUUGCAAUCACCUUAUGCACAAACGGACAAAUCAUUUUAUAAUCCAUUCGCAGUGGAUCUUUCUUUAGAUAACAUCAAUCCACCAAUGACGGGCAGGUAUCAUCAUCACCAUCGUCAUCAUCAUCGAUCCUGUCAAUUAACUAACGAUUGCAAUCAUUCAACGCAAAUAAAAAAAAUUUAUUUGAGAGAAGUGGCCGUCGGCACCGACACCGACUUUCCUAUAGAAAAAACCGAAUUAAAUAACGACGCACGUCGUAGCAACGGCUUCAAUGGCGUCAGAUCAAACAACGCUAACGUUGAAAGGCGCUCUAACAAAUUGCUCAAUGGCAAGACUAACGCUAACAAUAUGCAAAUCGCUACUAACAAAGAGACUAAGACUAACAGCAACAGAGAGAUCAAGCAACGUCUCAGCAAUAACUUUUCCCAGGAUGUUCUUCUUAAUGAUAGAAACAAAUUUAGAAAUAAACAACAAGCUGUUAAACGUGAGGAUGAUGUUGCAAGAUUCUCUGACAGCGAUGCUAGCGAGUAUACACCGGUUCCUGUUAAACAACUGAUCCAAGAAUUUGAGAAGACUUGUAGACCAGUUUUACAAUAUAAACAAAUCAGUCCAAAAGUUAUUCCUAUUGUCCAACAAUGUCCUAUUGACACCGAUAUAACACGUUUCUUUCAAACUAGAACUUCUGUUAAAUAUGAAGAGGAAGUACCAGAAGAUGACGAGGAAGAAGACGAUGAGGAAGAAGAAGAGGAAGAAUAUAUACGCAGAAGAUCGAAUCGUGAGACUCGACAGGAUAAGCAAGUUAAUAAGCCACAGCCUAGAAUCGAAAAUGGAUAUAUGUCGACUGAUGAUACUGAGUACACGUCCGAUUCGGAUUCUUUAAGAACUUAUGACUUCAAAGAUUACAAGGAUUACAAAAAUGAGACGUCGAUGUAUCGUUACGAAAAGACUUCUUCAAAUCGGAAUGUCAAUGAAAAUGGAGAUUAUCCAGGUUUAUUUAACGAUGAAUAUUCUCAACGACGAAGAUCAGCGACGUCUCAAGAAUUAGAAUCAUACUGUAAUGGAAAUGUUAAAUUUGUUAACGAGGAUUCUGAGUUACCAGCACAAGCGAAAUCCUUGUUACUUUCAAUGGUUGCUUCACAGGAUGACAUACUACAAACUAUAAAACACCUUCGCAAUACACCAGUUCUGGAUAAUCUUUUACCUGGUGUUUCACCAGAACUCAAAUUUACUGAUUCUUAUCCGGAAGUAGGAACGAAAUUAUACGAGGAUAAUACAUACAAAGGACCAAAACUGGCCAGUAUUCAUAAUUUAACUAAUUAUAAUACUGCACCACGUGGUUGGGAUCAGUCAUUAACUUAUUAUCGACCAAUCAAAUUUGAAAAGUCACAGGACACGAUUGUUUAUUCCGAUUUUUAGAUAUUUAUACAAUGUCUGCUACUUUUUCCUCCGACAGCCGAGUGAUAUAACUAUCAUGUAUACAAAGCGAUCAUAGGAAACCAUUCUGUGGAAAUAUCGAGAAUGAAGGAAAGAAAA
Messenger RNA from Vespa crabro (European hornet), 2687 nucleotides. RefSeq lists its product as uncharacterized. Gene Ontology annotation, molecular function: actin binding. The transcript has 12 exons. The record is from RefSeq and is a predicted model, not a curated record. Gene Ontology annotation, biological process: positive regulation of actin filament bundle assembly. NCBI's taxonomy places the organism in Eukaryota, Metazoa, Arthropoda, Insecta, Hymenoptera, Vespidae. Bases 264 to 2570 code for a protein of 768 amino acids. Gene Ontology annotation, cellular component: Z disc; nucleus; actin cytoskeleton.